Molecule: messenger RNA, 2305 nt
Organism: Galdieria sulphuraria
Lineage: Eukaryota; Rhodophyta; Bangiophyceae; Galdieriales; Galdieriaceae
Product: glucosyl transferase
Exons: 1
Coding region: 58-2283 (741 amino acids)
Source: RefSeq, a predicted model, not a curated record
GUUCAAUAGAAUUGUAUUUUUAGGAACUGGUCAAUUGUCCAAUAGUGAAUAUGAAACAUGUUGUCAAAAAAAGCUAAAAGUUUCAAGCCUCAUAUUCUUCCGGUGACCUUGAAAUGGAGAAGAAGAUGGAGUCGAAAGAAGAGAAAGUUAUUUCUAUUGGGAAGUUGCGUUUUGUUCCUAUUUGUUUGUUACGUUGUUGUUGGUCGUCGUUGGAGUAGUUUUACUUUACAAGAGUCAACCAUAGUCCGUGACAAUGGGGAACUCGACAACAACUGGACCUUUGUUGAUAGUUCGAAGAGUUUUGAUGUUGCUGACUCGGAGGCCCAAGGUUCUUCAUUGCUUUAUCUGAUCUUGUCUGGUCACAAAACAAUAGAAUCUAGAGGACCUGCAGUUUGGAAUACUUGGGCAUCUGUUCUUCAUCCAAAGAAUGUGUUAUUCUUUACGGAAAAAGUAGAUGGGAUUUCUGAUAAAGUUGAUAUACCUUCAAAAGGACUGUUGGUAGCUAAUCAAAGACUUCCAAGUGCUCCCAUAGUAGUUGUUCGACCUGCAGAUUUAAAUCGGGAGAAGAAUAUAGAUUUCUUCAACGCUUGGAGUCACUUGGUAAGGCUACGAGUUGCCUGUGAUAGACUAUUGCAGAAUGAAACAUCGGAUAGAGAACACGAGUGGAUAGUUCUUGUAGACGAUGAUACAUUUUUGUUUCAUGAUAGAUUAGAAGAAUAUUUGAAGAAUUUUGAUGGAUAUAGACAGAUGAUAUAUAUGGGUUUUGCAGAAUAUGUUCGUAUCGAUAAUGGCGAUAGUGGACCCUUAAGUGAGUUAUUAAGAGAUGUUCAUGUAAAAGGUGGAAAUGAAUGGUGCACUUUGCAUGGAGAAAGUGGACAUGGCAACGGAACUUUUAAAAUGUGCAAAGAUGUAUUUUGUAGAAACUGUCCUUGGAUACCUCAGGGAGGUUUUAUUGUAUUAUCUCGAAGGCUGGUAGAACAUUUGAGACCUCAUUUGGAAGAAUGUGAAGUGGCUACCAAAGAUGUUUGCACUUCUUGUGGUUCUCAGCGUCUUUAUUUUUGUAUUCAAAGAUUUGCCUCUGAAAGUAUUUUUCAUCCGUUGUCAGAUAGUGAUCGUUCUCCUUGGUGGCGAAAUAGGCGAAGUGGUGAUGGUCGACCUAUUUCAUUUCAUGGCUUUGAUCAACAAGUAGUUGGAAAUUUCACUAUAGUUCCUUUUGUAUUUGAAAGACUGUGGAAUUUAGUGCAAAGGGCCAAGUCUUUACAUAAAAUAGUUACUUAUGAGGAUGUGGCAAAUGAUUUGGGUUGUAAUGGAGAAGGUUUUUGGAGUCGUUUGGGAAAUGUAGACGAUGCUGGUAUUUGCCAACUAUCGGAUGACAGUAUUCAAAUGUCACCAAGCAGUGAAGAAUUGUUAAUGUCCUAUAUGAAGUAUGCAACUCCAUUACGACCUCAACUUGGAAAUGCACAAGUAUCAUCCUCAUGGUCCAUUGUAGAAUCUUCUUCACAAGCCAAUCAUAUUCCAUCAGAGACAAUUCCUUUUUCUCAUAUUUAUGUAUUGAAUCGAAAUAGUUGUUCAGAACGUUGGCAGUUGAUGCAAGAAAAAGCUGCUUCAUUUCAUUUUCCAUUGACUCGGUUUCCAGCUACCGAUUUCUCCGAGUUUACUCUUGACAAUCCUCCUGUUUCUAUUUCUCAUGCAAAAGUUGCUGGAUUUUCAAGUUCUGUUACAACAGGACAAGUAGCCUGUACUUACUCACAUAUGAGAAUAUGGAAUGAUAUAUUGAAACACCAGUAUCCAGUCGUCCUGAUAUUGGAAGACGAUGUAUUCUUUACAAAGGAAGGUAUAGAAAGAUUACCUUCUAUUAUGAAAGCAGUAGAGAUGGGUUCCAAAGUACACCAAAAACCUUGGCAUUGGAUAUUCUUUCGUAGACAUGCCUUGGGAAAUAUCCAACUUGAGAAAGUGUGGUAUUUGGAAGACAAUUCUACAGAUUCCAAUGCGAUAACUAUUGCUUGUAGCAGUUGGGGUACAUCGGCUUAUGCAUUGAGUUUACAAGGAGCUCAGUUUUUGAUAGAACAUAUUCAAGAAUAUAUUAUGCCUUUGGAUGUUCAAAUAGCACAACUACAGGAAGACCUUGGAGAGGAGUUUGUUACUUUGAGUGCCUGUAAGAAUGGUCCAUAUUAUACUGCUCCAUGUCCAGAAACCGUAGAAGAGUUUACAGAUGAAGAAAAAGGCACAUGUUCUUAUUCCGCAAGUCAAAUGGGAGAUAGUAGAAAGAUUACCGAAUCAUGAAACGUUGAAGUGAAUCGUCGCC